AUGGCUUCUGGUGAAUUCAGAACUGAAGUGGGGACAGCCUGUAUUCAAAUUCCUGGGAUUGCAAAUAAAAUACUAACACAGCUCAGUGGAGAUUUGAAUAGAGCUCAUUUGGUUGGGGCAAAUUACCAUCAACCAACAACUUUGAACGAAUUUGUUGGAACGGGAAUAUCAACACGUGCUACGCUUGAAACAAACGUACCAAACCAAGAAGAUAUAUCCGAAAGAAUUAAUGUUAGUUUACUUCGCGAUGAAGACAUGAUACUGAUAGGAAAAACUGUUCAAAGAGUCCCAAUUUAUGAAACAGACUUGGUUGCAUUUAACGAAAAUGAUGUCAACAAUUGCAUUGAAGAACUUGGUUUGAAUAAUUAA
Entamoeba invadens IP1 is the source of this 369-nucleotide messenger RNA. RefSeq lists its product as hypothetical. Lineage: Eukaryota; Evosea; Mastigamoebida; Endamoebidae. The transcript has a single exon. Bases 1 to 369 code for a protein of 122 amino acids. The record is from RefSeq and is a predicted model, not a curated record.